AUUUCGCUUCGCUUCGCACUUCGCAUUCGACUUCAAAGCUCUUCACCGCUUUGCCUCAAUCGGCAGAGCCAAGAGUCAUCUUAGGAAACCGACUGUACUCCGUACCGCCCGCAUUUUCUGCCACCACUUCGUCCAGUGCAGUGCCAUCGCGGAAUCCCUCCCAUUACUAUUCCCUGCUUACUACGAACAAGUGUCCAAUUGUGGCAAGGACUACAUUCCCUUCACUUUAAAGGUAACAGUGUUCGCUCCGGAAUUUCUGUCAGUGAUCGACAAUCUCGCAAUUUUCCCACACUUUCCUUUCCACACAUCUGGUUCUUUGCACUUGAAGGGAGUCAUGGCGUUGCAUCUCGUUGAUCAUUCACCCCACCAUCCGGAUCCCUCGCCCCCGGUUGCGACCGCAUCUAACCUGAUUCUCAUUGAUAACUACGACUCCUUCACUUGGAAUGUCUACCAGUACUUGGUGCUAGAAGGUGCCACAUGUACCGUCUACAGAAAUGACCAGAUUACUCUUGACGAGCUCAUCGCCAAGAAGCCCACCCAAUUAGUCAUAAGCCCCGGGCCCGGCCACCCAGACACCGACGCCGGCAUCAGCAAAGAUGCAAUCAAACAUUUCGCUGGCAAAAUCCCAAUUUUCGGAGUAUGCAUGGGACAGGAAUGUAUUUUUGGUGUCUAUGGCGGCUCAAUCGAGUUUGCUGGAGAAAUUCUUCAUGGCAAGACUUCGCCCCUGAAGCAUGAUACCAAGGGUGUCUAUGCCGGUAUGGCGCAAGGCCUCCCCGUCACGAGGUAUCAUUCCCUUGCCGGUACUCACGUCACUCUGCCGGAAGCCUUGGAGGUUACCUCCUGGAUUCCCAAGGAUGAUGGUUCCAAAGGAGUCAUUAUGGGCGUCAGGCACAAGGAUUAUACUGUGGAAGGCGUUCAAUUCCAUCCCGAAAGUAUUCUUUCUGAACAGGGUCGGAUCAUGUUCAAGAACUUUUUGCACAUGCAGGGAGGCACUUGGGCCGAGAACGAUCGCCUCCAAAAGCUCGCCCAAACUAAUGGUACGACCACCCCGGAUGCACCGAAAAAGAGCAACAUUCUGCAGCAAAUUUAUGCUCAUAGGAAGGACGCGGUCACCGCGCAGAAGCUUAUUCCUUCACAGCGGCCUGAAGACCUGCAGGCUGCUUAUGACCUAGGGGCUGCACCCCCACAGAUCAACUUUCUCGACCGACUACGCCAGACACCCUUUGACGUUUCUCUUAUGGCCGAGAUCAAGAGGGGAUCACCUUCAAAGGGCAUCUUUGCGAUGGGCAUAAACGCCCCAACUCAGGCGAAGAAGUACGCAUUGGCAGGUGCCAGUGUUAUUUCUGUUUUGACCGAACCCGAAUGGUUUAAGGGUAGCAUCGAGGAUCUGCGUGCCGUCAGACAAGUCCUCAGCGCCAUGCCAAACCGGCCCGCCAUUUUGCGAAAGGAAUUCAUUUUUGAAGAGUAUCAGAUUCUGGAGGCUCGACUUGCCGGUGCUGAUACUGUCUUGCUCAUCGUCAAGAUGCUAGAUGUCGAGUUACUUACGCGGCUUUACAAGUACUCCCAGUCAUUAGGCAUGGAGCCGCUUGUAGAAGUUCAGAAUGCCGAGGAAAUGAAGAUCGCAGUCGAACUUGGCUCUAAAGCCGUUGGUGUCAACAAUCGCAACUUGGAAUCAUUCGAGGUUGAUCUCGGCACAACAGGCAGGUUGCGCGCCCUGGUGCCAAAGGAGACUAUCAUUUGCGCACUGAGCGGUAUCAACACAUAUGACGAUGUAGUGGCGAAUCACAAGGAUGGAGUGAACGCCGUUCUGGUCGGUGAGGCAAUCAUGCGUGCGCCGGACGCGUCAGAUUUUAUCCAGCAACUAUGCGCCGGCAAGGUUGUUGAAAAAUCGACUACGACGGAUCCUCUCCUCGUCAAGGUGUGUGGUACCCGAACUCCUGAGGCUGCAAUCGCAGCUGCUGAAGCUGGAGCAGACUUGAUCGGCAUGAUCCUUGUUCCUGACCGAAAGCGCACUGUCUCCGACGAGGCAGCAAAGGCGAUAUCCAAAGCUGUACAUGAAUUUGUUCGACCAGAGUCGCCGGCGCCCAAGAGACCGGCACAUAUCGCCACUGAUUUCUUUGCAUCGGCUGCCGAAAAGAUUACAUCGCCUGGUAAGACGCGGCCACUGCUUGCUGGAGUCUUCUUAAAUCAGCCUUUGGAAGAAAUUCUCGAGCUUCAGAAGCGCUAUAAUUUGGACGUGGUACAACUUCAUGGAAACGAGCCCGUUGAGUGGGCACAAUUCAUCCCGGUGCCCGUCAUGCAUAAAUUCGUACCUGGCGAGCCGGGUGUUCAUGUCAGGGGCUAUCAUGCGGUUUCUCUUCUCGACUCUGGUUCCGGAUCCGGUAAACUUUUGGAUUCUGUCGACAUCAAAGCAGAAUUGGCAAAUGAUCCCGAGUUACGCAUUAUGUUGGCCGGAGGUUUGGAUCCCACAAAUGUUGCUGAAACAAUCGUUAGCCUAGGAGUCGAGGCCGCUCAUGUUCUGGGUGUUGACGUGAGUAGUGGAGUUGAAGUCGACGGAGCACAAAACCUCGAUCGGAUACGGCAGUUUGUCAAGGCGGCCAAAGAUGUCCGUUAAUUUUGAACUUAUCUCAGCUUGCUGGUUUUGCGUUGGGAGUUGCAUUAGAAGGCUAAAAUGAUGCUCCAAAGUUCAGGACAUUUGGAACCAGAUCUUGUGUAGUUGAAAAAUUCGACGCUUUUUCAAAAAUGGAAACCAUGUUAUGAAUUCUACAAAAACUCUUCAAU
Molecule: messenger RNA, 2781 nt
Organism: Truncatella angustata
Lineage: Eukaryota; Fungi; Ascomycota; Sordariomycetes; Amphisphaeriales; Sporocadaceae
Product: indole-3-glycerol phosphate synthase-domain-containing protein
Exons: 2
Coding region: 335-2614 (759 amino acids)
Biological process (GO): L-tryptophan biosynthetic process
Cellular component (GO): cytosol
Molecular function (GO): anthranilate synthase activity; indole-3-glycerol-phosphate synthase activity; phosphoribosylanthranilate isomerase activity
Source: RefSeq, a predicted model, not a curated record